Molecule: messenger RNA, 1332 nt
Organism: Penicillium alfredii
Lineage: Eukaryota; Fungi; Ascomycota; Eurotiomycetes; Eurotiales; Aspergillaceae
Product: HECT-type E3 ubiquitin transferase
Exons: 3
Coding region: 1-1332 (443 amino acids)
Biological process (GO): protein autoubiquitination; protein monoubiquitination; protein polyubiquitination
Cellular component (GO): nucleus; ubiquitin ligase complex; cytosol
Molecular function (GO): cyclin binding; ubiquitin conjugating enzyme binding; ubiquitin protein ligase activity
Source: RefSeq, a predicted model, not a curated record
AUGUCCACGCCAUUAUCGUGCCAACUGACAGAUGUCCCCCUAUAUCUCCAUGCUGAGCUGCUCCCCAACAUCCGCCAGAUAACACUCUACGUGUCUCUGCCACCCGGCCCUACCUUGGAUGGGGUUCGCCCUGAAAUUCAAUUGUCAGAGUCUCGCAAAGCAGUUACUGUUUCCCUCCCGGAGCCCUUUCAGCAUGUAACAGAGACUAUCAAACUACCCGCACGUGUCGGCGACGCGUCUCGGCGCGCGUUGACCGCACCAGCAAAGCCAACAGGGCCUAGUUGCUCCUCAGACUUCAAUCAUGACUACUCUUUCAGAAUGCAGAUUGACCCCAAUGAGGAGGCUCUGGUACCCCGUGAUGAACUAAUAGAUGAAUACGUCCCAUGGACCGCAGCAGACAUGUCAUCCAGGACUCGCAUUCAAUGUCGAAGGUGCAGCACCGCGUUCUUGAAAUCAUCAGAUCCAUUGAAGGUACCAAGCUCCGACGAAAAUCAAAGUACCACAGCAGAAUGGAUCUGGAAGGAUCUUCCCAGCGGAAACUGGGCUGAAAUGAUGGAUUUUUGGCAUUGCCACAAACCUGAUCCUCACGAAGGUCAGCCAAAGGAUGAGGCGAACGCCGCCCAUCAGAUUGAAGGCCAGACUGCGCAGAUCAAGGGCUACGGUGCUGCCAGCCAAGUCGUGGCAAUUCCCGGGACUGUCCUCAUUGAUGUGGCGACCUUUCUGGUCGCAGAAUCAGAUUGCACCGGGUUAAAGAAGGGCCACGAAGAACAAUUUGCUCCGACCACGUCCGGGCAAGGGAAUCUGGAGUGUGACCAAUGCCACACUGUCAUCGGAAUGGAAGAUCCCUCUGCCAAUGGGUGGCGACUACUCAAAGCGAAUGUCUCAGUGAAUACAUACCCGAAUGAUCACGAAAAUGGGGACUUGCAGUGGCACAACCACCCGAUCGAAGUGAUAGUUGCGGCACAACUGCUAGAGAUGAUCGAGCGAGAGAGUGCACGCCGAUUUGUGGUCCACUGUGGACAAGAAAACGGACUAUUGCUUUGGGUCUUCAACCCGGAUUUACGCUACUCGAAUACCAGCUCGGGCCAUAGUGUCAUGGCCCAGGAGGCAAUGAAAGUCUUCUUCCAGGAGACCGUGGAUGUUGAGAGACUGCUUCAUCCUGAAAUGGGCAAAGUCACUCCGCUCUCGGUGGAGGAGCUCGAGUUGCCGUCAGUUAUUUUUAAAGCUGUGUCUGAUGCGCUGAAAAGCAGUAAUCAGAUGCUUCCUCCUUCGGCUAGGAGGUUCAAUGAAUGGCAAGUGGGGCUUCUGAGUCGCUUUCGGCGGAGCACAUAA